Theileria equi strain WA is the source of this 825-nucleotide messenger RNA. Its product is annotated as 40S ribosomal protein S6, putative. Bases 163 to 825 code for a protein of 220 amino acids. NCBI's taxonomy places the organism in Eukaryota, Apicomplexa, Aconoidasida, Piroplasmida, Theileriidae. The record is from RefSeq and is a predicted model, not a curated record. Gene Ontology annotation, cellular component: ribosome. Gene Ontology annotation, molecular function: structural constituent of ribosome. The transcript has a single exon. Gene Ontology annotation, biological process: translation.
CACACUGAAAAAUCGUAAAAUUUGUCACAUUUCCUUUAAUCCACAGAGAUUUAAAUUAUCAUUCCCCUGUUUGGCGACUGUUAGAGUAAAAACGCCGCAGUGAGUAUUGGACGGGUCAUCGACUUUUGUCCACGACGUUGGUAAAUUUUAUAGACUAGAAAAAUGAAGAUAAAUUUGGCAAAUCCCUUCACUGGGAUGCAAAAGACAAUAGAGAUAGACGAUGAAAAGCGUCUGUUGCCCUUUUUCGAAAAGCGUAUGGGCACUGAGGUCCCAGGAGACUCCCUCGGCGAUGAAUUCAAGGGAUACAUCUUCCGCAUCUCCGGAGGAAACGACAAGCAAGGAUUUCCAAUGAUGCAGGGUGUUUUAACUGCCUCCAGAGUACGCUUGUUGCUCAAGAAGGGAAUGAAGUGCUACAGACCAAGAAGGACUGGUGAAAUGAGGCGCAAGUCCGUACGCGGAUGCAUUGUCAGCCCACAACUCUCCAUCCUCAACCUUGUUGUUGUCAAGAAGGGAGCCGAAGAAAUUGCCGGACUCACCGAUCAAGAAGCACCAAGAAGAUUGGGACCAAAGAGGGCAUCAAAGAUCCGCAAGCUCUUCAACCUUUCACCAGCUGAUGACGUUAAGAAGUUUGUCAUUAGAAGAAAGAUUGAGGGAAGAGAGAAGACAAAGGCUCCCAAGAUCCAGAGGCUUGUCACCGCACAACGCCUUCAGAGGAAGAGGAGAGAGAGAAAGGAUGCCAAGGAGAAGGCAAAGAGAACCAAGGAAGCCAUGGAGGAAUAUAGAAAGAUGAUCAAGGAAUUCAAGGCUCAACAAAAGGCCGAGUAA